Myotis lucifugus (little brown bat) is the source of this 3210-nucleotide messenger RNA. RefSeq names its product siah E3 ubiquitin protein ligase 1 (gene SIAH1). Gene Ontology annotation, cellular component: cytoplasm. The coding region runs from base 1294 to 2142 and encodes 282 amino acids. The record is from RefSeq and is a predicted model, not a curated record. Gene Ontology annotation, biological process: multicellular organism development; proteasome-mediated ubiquitin-dependent protein catabolic process. NCBI's taxonomy places the organism in Eukaryota, Metazoa, Chordata, Mammalia, Chiroptera, Vespertilionidae. The transcript is spliced from 2 exons. Gene Ontology annotation, molecular function: ubiquitin conjugating enzyme binding; ubiquitin protein ligase activity; zinc ion binding.
GGAACAGAAGCUGCUCAGGGCGCUGCCACCGCCCCUGCCUCGGGCGGGCCGCGGGCUCCCAGGCCCGGCAAGCGCCCCUCAACCAGCCUGCACGGGAGGGCGUCUUGCUCACCUGUCUGCCGGCCGCUGGGACGAGGAGGAGGAAAGGAGGCCCAGCUGGGCCGUUAAGGACGGGGUUGCUGAAACCGAGCCGGCAGUGGUGAGCCGGCCCUGAGCAGAGGGACGCCGCAGCACUCGGCUCACUAGCGCCCCCUUCGGUGCACCACGCCCUCCGCGGAGCGCCCGGCACUGGGGUCCGCUGCCCGCGCAGGGGGCGCAGCUGGGUUCCGCCCGGAGCUGCGGGAGGUCCUGGACCGCGGCAUUUCCGCCUCACACUCCGACUAGUGUAAAUCGUGCUCCAGUGUCUGGAAUGACAAUCGGCUCUAUCGGAACUGAACCUGAACUACUGCUGCACCGUUGGAGGCCGAGAAGUUACGGUCUGCCCUGCGUCCUCACAUCCCGUGGACCACACGCCGUGUGCGGACCCCGGUGUGACCGGCGGCUCAGCGGGCGAUGUGCACGGCGCUGGCGGCUUAGACUUUCCCCCGAGGAACCACUGUCCAGUGACCCCGAUGCUCACGUAGGUGAGCAGCGCCAGCGGCCGUGAAGCAGGCUCGUGCGCUCCCGGGCUCCUGGGCGAUGCUGCCACCACUGCUCACGCGUGACCUCCGCGUGGGCCGUCGCGGGCACUGGAACCUCCUGGCACGCACUCCUGCCCGCCUGGACCCUGGCGGUCUGGGGCCUCCGACGAAGAGCACGGAUCCCGUGUCCUGACUCCACGUGGCGCCGCGCGUGCUGGGAUUCUGCUACACUUUUGUUUCCCUUGAACUUGAGGAUAUUUUCGUGACAGUGGGCUUGCUCUCUUUGGCGCCCUCAGCCCGGGUUAAGGUGUAGAACUGAGUAACGUAGAGCCCCAAGUUGCAUUUACAGGUCACACUGGCAGCCAGCAUUGUGUGUUUUCCUUUCCUUUUUUGUUAGCAGCAUUGUGUUUUCAAAGGUAAAUUCUUUGCAACAGAAUAACAAUGAUAAUUGAGACAUUAACUUGGAGGCAUUAAAUUUUAAUGGUGUAGAAACAUGGCUGAUGUAGUUAAUGGGUCUGCGCUCUCAGGCCUCCUGAGAACCUGCGCAGGUGGGUUCCUGGGGAAGGUGCCGUUUUAUCGUCCACUUGCCUGAGUGUCGGUCACUGCUGGUCAUUUCUCCCGGGGACAGUUCUGUCUCAGGGCUUGGUGUGAUGGGCGUUUCAGCAGCAGCGAAAUGAGCCGCCAGACUGCGACAGCGUUACCUACUGGGACCUCCAAGUGCACCCCGUCCCAGAGGGUGCCCGCCCUCACGGGCACCACCGCGUCCAACAAUGACUUGGCCAGUCUCUUUGAGUGUCCUGUCUGCUUUGACUAUGUGUUGCCACCCAUUCUUCAGUGUCAGAGCGGCCACCUUGUCUGUAGCAACUGUCGCCCAAAGCUCACGUGUUGUCCAACCUGCCGGGGCCCCUUGGGAUCCAUUCGCAACUUGGCGAUGGAGAAAGUGGCCAAUUCAGUACUUUUCCCUUGUAAAUAUGCCUCUUCCGGGUGUGAAAUCACUCUGCCCCACACAGAAAAAGCAGACCACGAAGAGCUCUGCGAGUUCCGGCCUUACUCCUGCCCGUGCCCCGGCGCGUCCUGUAAGUGGCAGGGCUCUCUGGAUGCCGUGAUGCCCCACCUGAUGCAUCAGCACAAGUCCAUCACCACCCUGCAGGGGGAGGACAUUGUGUUCCUCGCCACGGACAUCAACCUCCCCGGGGCGGUGGACUGGGUGAUGAUGCAGUCCUGCUUCGGCUUCCACUUCAUGCUGGUCUUGGAGAAGCAGGAGAAGUAUGACGGGCACCAGCAGUUCUUUGCAAUUGUACAGCUGAUAGGAACGCGCAAGCAGGCGGAAAAUUUUGCUUAUCGACUCGAGCUAAAUGGUCACAGGCGGCGAUUGACUUGGGAAGCUACUCCCCGAUCUAUUCAUGAGGGGAUUGCAACAGCCAUUAUGAAUAGCGACUGUCUAGUCUUUGACACCAGCAUCGCACAGCUUUUUGCAGAAAAUGGCAAUCUAGGCAUCAAUGUCACUAUUUCCAUGUGUUGAAGUGGCGAUCAAAUGUUUUCUGGCCAGUGUUUAAAACCAUUGCAUUCAACUUCACAGAGAAUAGGCCCCCUCUGCCUGCCCCCCCGAGACUUUUGGUAGGUGGAGCUAGUCACAUGAAGGUAAAUAAAUGGAAAGGCUGUUAAAUACAGGAAACGGUUGCAUGUAGUAACACUAAUAUAUUUAAGUCAACAGUAAACCACUGAAAAAAUAUAUAUAUACACCCAAGAUGGGCAUCUUUUGUAUUAAGAAAGGAAGCAUUGUAAAAUAAUUCUGAAUUUGUGUUUGUUGUAGAUUGAGUGUACUGUUGAGAAAUACUGGGUUUUUGUUUCUGCGUGUGAGAGUGUGUGGGUGCGUGUGCGUGUGCUUGGGUUUUUUUUCCUUUAACUGACAAGCCAUGUUGAGUGGUCUUGGGCCACUGCUUCCCCUCUUUUGAGUCAAUACAUAGUGCUGCUGUGUGUGUAUAUAUUUUUUGUGUGUAUUUGCUAAUUUUUAUUAAUUUUAGUUUUUCAUUAAAUAAAUUUGACUUUCUUUUCUGUAAUUGAAGCUUUUCCCAUCUUUUUUUGUACCUUUUUAAAGUUAGUGGUUUUUUAUGCAUAAUUGUUUAUGGUAAAGUUUAUACAUGUGUGUUCCAUACAUGUUUUUUCUCCCCAUUAAUCAGUUCAUUAGAAAUACUUUAAAUUCAGCUUCUUGUGAAGACACGAGUUCCAGAAAGGAGAGGUAACAUCGGAAGAAAGAUCAGAAGCUACUUAAAACAGCUAGAAGAUGGUCGGUCGGUCUUUUUCUCUCUUUUUUCCAGUUGAGUCACGCCUUCAAACUUAUUCUUUAAAAGGUAGUAGGAUAUACUGAUUUUUAAAAAUAUAUUAAAAAAAUCCCCCCCCCCACCAAUAUCUUGGACAAAUCACAUAUGUUUAAAAUUUGUUCUCAUAUUUAUUGGUUUUGCAAAAGAAGGCAUCAUCUCACAGUAUUUGUAAUUAAAAGCAAAGCAUUUGUUUAAAAAAAGGCAGUUUGCAAAAAAAUGUUUUUGGUCUUUUAUAAUUCUCAUUAAAAGAAUAUCUGGCAAAUUGAAAA